Molecule: messenger RNA, 1004 nt
Organism: Phascolarctos cinereus (koala)
Lineage: Eukaryota; Metazoa; Chordata; Mammalia; Diprotodontia; Phascolarctidae
Product: sesquipedalian-1-like
Biological process (GO): retrograde transport, endosome to Golgi; endosome organization; receptor recycling
Cellular component (GO): early endosome; trans-Golgi network; recycling endosome
Source: RefSeq, a predicted model, not a curated record
AUGGGGAUGACAUCACUCUCCGUGGGCGAAGGGAAUGGUAGUGAGGGCGGAAGUUACGACAAACUGAUCGGAAGAUCACCUCCAGUCUUCCCUGAAAACCUAACUCCCUCUAGGACCCAGGAAGAAGUUUCUUUUCGCUCUACGACCUGGCCCGGGAGGACUUCCUGGUUCCUGGGUUGGGGUGUGAGCCAUCAAGAGAUAGGGAAACGACCGCCCCGCCCCCGCACCUGUUCCCACCGUCCCAGCCCGGAGGGGCCCUCCCGCCCCCUGCUCUCAGGUUUGGCUACCAUGAAACUGCACCGGAAGUCUGUGCUCAGCUACUUUCGGGGAACAGGAGCCCGGGCCCCAGACCGGGAGGGAAUCUUACUGAAGAAGGGGACCCGCAAUCCCAGCUACCAACGCCGCUGGUUCAUCCUCCGUGGAAAUCUCCUCUACUACCUGGAGCACCAAGGAGAUCGAACUCCCCUGGGCCUUAUCUUGUUGGACAGCUGCCGGGUGGAGCCCCGAGACAGUACCACUGAGCCCUAUGCCUUCGUCAUCCUGGCCUCCGAAGAGGGUGGCCGGAGCUACAAACUGGCAGCAGAGAAAAAGGUUGAUUUCGACGGCUGGCUUCAAGCCCUAGUUUGGGCUGGAUGGAGCCAGCUGUGGGAGCUCCUGCAGCCCUUGCAGGAGCAGUAUCAAAGAGUGUGCCAAGAAGCCGGAGUGGAACCCCAGGCCCCACCGCAGGAAGACAGGUUUCUGGGCCUCCCCUGCUCUCCAGCCCCCUCUGGCUUCCAGGAGUUGCACCAGCGCUUUGGGGAAGAGAUCCAGGCACUUGCCAGGUCCAGGGCCACCAGGAGGCAAGUGGACCUCAUGGAGUUUGGGUGAGGGAGGAACCAGAAUCCUGGGCUUGAGAGAGGAAGAAAUGUGGCAGGUCUAGAGCACUCUAAGGGACAUCUGGGAUUGACACUUAGUCUUGGGACAACCUGGAAGCAAACUUCAAUAAAAGUUCCAAAGCUAAGCAC